This is a messenger RNA of Prunus dulcis (almond), 2715 nucleotides long. RefSeq names its product delta-1-pyrroline-5-carboxylate synthase-like. Gene Ontology annotation, cellular component: cytoplasm. Lineage: Eukaryota; Viridiplantae; Streptophyta; Magnoliopsida; Rosales; Rosaceae. Gene Ontology annotation, molecular function: glutamate 5-kinase activity; glutamate-5-semialdehyde dehydrogenase (NADP+) activity; ATP binding. The transcript has 20 exons. Bases 300 to 2468 code for a protein of 722 amino acids. The record is from RefSeq and is a predicted model, not a curated record.
UAUAAUUCCCUUUUAUUUUCAUAUUUAAAUUGUGUUGUUUUUUCUUUUCUUUUUUCUCCUGCCAGAGUUUAUAAUUUAUAUAUGGGAUAGUUUCAGUCGAGUUUUGAUUCUUUCAUUGGCCUCUGGGCUCUGAGCCUUUUUCUCUGCCUCUGUGAUUCUCUGAGCGAUAGAUAUAUAGCGUCUGGUUCUCUAUUGGCCAACAAGAAAAACCCAAGAAACCAAAAACAAAAAAAAAAGAAAAAAAAAAAGACUUGGUUUUCUGUGUUUUCCUGAGAUCCGAAGUCGUCUUCUUUGGCAACAUGGACUCUGUGGAUCCUACCAGAGCUUUUGUCAAUCGUGUCAAGCGUAUCGUCGUGAAGGUGGGAACAGCUGUGGUCACUCGUGGUGAUGGAAGAUUAGCUUUGGGCAGACUAGGAGCUCUUUGUGAGCAGCUCAAAGAUAUAAACGCUCAGGGGUAUGAGGUUAUUCUGGUGACUUCAGGAGCUGUUGGUCUUGGCCGUCAAAGGCUAAGAUACAGGAGAUUGGCAAACAGCAGCUUCGCUGAUCUCCAAAAUCCACAAAAUGACUUCGAUGGAAAGGCUUGUGCAGCUGUCGGACAGAGCAGUCUCAUGGCUCUUUAUGAUACCAUGUUCAGCCAGCUUGAUGUGACUUCUUCUCAACUUCUGGUGACGGAUAGUGUUUUUCGGGAUGAAGCUUUCAGAAAGCAACUUUCUGAAACUGUGAAGUCAUUGUUGAAGCUGAGGGUUGUUCCUAUAUUCAAUGAAAAUGAUGCUGUUAGUACUAGGAAAGCUCCUUAUGAGUUCUGUUUGCAGGAUUCUUCUGGUAUAUUUUGGGACAAUGACAGUUUGGCGGGUCUAUUGGCUCUUGAACUAAAAGCUGACCUUCUUGUUUUACUAAGCGAUGUAGAGGGACUCUAUGAUGGUCCCCCUACUGACCCAAAAUCAAAGUUAAUCCAUACAUACGUCAAAGAAAUACAUCAUGGAGAAAUAACAUUUGGAGACAAGUCAAGGGUGGGCAGAGGGGGUAUGACAGCUAAAGUCAAUGCUGCUGUUUGUGCAGCUUAUGGUGGAAUCCCUGUUGUUAUCACUAGUGGCUAUGCCACAGACAACAUAAAAAAAGUGCUUCGUGGAGACCGGAUAGGUACUGUCUUUCAUCAAGAUGCACAUUUGUGGACUCUUGUUAAAGAAGAAGGUGCACGUGAUUUGGCUGUUUCAGCACGGGAAUCUUCUAGACAGCUUCGAGCUCUAGGAUCUAAAGAUAGGAGGAAAAUUUUGCUUGACGUAGCUGAUGCCUUGGUGGCAAAUGAAGGUCAGAUUAUAGCUGAGAAUGAAGCUGAUAUUGCUGUUGCACAGGAGAAUGGAUAUGAAAAGGCCUUAAUAUCUCGUUUGGCCCUAAAGCCUGGGAAGAUUGCUGCUCUUGCAACGUCUAUACGUAAGCUUGCAGACAUGGAAGAGCCCAUUGGCCGUGUUCUACAGAAAACAGAGCUUGCAGAAGGACUUGUCUUAGAGAAAGUGUCUUGUCCUUUGGGUGUUCUUUUAGUUGUUUUUGAGUCUCGACCUGAUGCCCUCGUUCAGAUAGCUUCAUUAGCAAUUCAAAGUCGGAAUGGUCUUCUGCUUAAAGGAGGGAAAGAGGCCAAGCGGUCGAAUGCAAUCUUGCACAAGGUCAUCACCUCAGCAAUCCCAGAAAAUGUUGGUGGCAAACUUAUUGGACUUGUGAAUACAAGAGACGAGAUUCCCGAUCUGCUCAAGCUGGAUGAUGUGAUAGAUCUUGUCAUUCCUAGAGGCAGCAAUAAGCUCGUUUCUCAAAUUAAGGAGUCCACUAAGAUACCAGUUCUUGGUCAUGCCGAUGGAAUUUGUCAUGUUUAUAUUGACAAGUCAGCUAAUGAGGACAUGGCAAAGCGCAUUGUUUUGGACGCAAAAACGGAUUAUCCAGCUGCCUGUAAUGCGAUGGAAACACUUCUUGUACACAAGGACUUGGUGACUGAUGAUGGUGGGUUUAAGCAGAUAAUUUCAGGACUCCAAGAUUUAGGUGUUACGUUAUAUGGUGGACCAAAGGCAUCAACUGUGUUAAAUAUUCCAGAGACAAGCUCAUUCCAUCAUGAAUACAGUUCAUUGGCUUGCGCAGUUGAAAUUGUUGAUGAUGUGACUGCCGCGAUUAACCACAUCCAUGAACAUGGAAGUGCUCAUACUGAUUGCAUUGUUACAGAAGAUCAUGAAGUUGCUGAAACUUUCCUAAGUCAAGUGGACAGCGCUGCAAUCUUUCAUAAUGCAAGUACACGAUUUUGUGAUGGUGCACGCUUUGGACUUGGUGCAGAGGUUGGGAUAAGUACGAGCAGGAUUCAUGCUCGAGGUCCUGUAGGAGUUGAAGGAUUGUUAACAACAAGAUGGAUUCUGAGAGGGAAUGGGCAGGUUGUAGACAGCGAUAGAGGGGUCAAGUACACCCACAAGGACCUGCUUACAAGUACCUAAACUCGCAAUUAUUGAGGGGAAAAGCUUUGUAGCACACAACUUACAAAUGUUAACCUCUGUCAUGUGUUAGCUAUAGUUUCUAUUUCAUUUUCAAUUAUAGUGUAGGAGUUCGACUGCUCCACAGAAUAUUCUAUGUAUGUGUUGUCAUACAAAUGAACCUUUAUCCCCUUGCCAGAUUUUGAUCACCUGGAUUAUUUAAAGGGGCUUCAUGUAAUCAUCACCUUAAUUAUGAAUGAGCUUUCUAAAA